GUGGUUGUCAUACAUAGCUACCUCACUCACACACUGAUUCUGCAUCGGAGGAGCGUGGGUUAAACGCUGACUGCAUGCUACCCACUACCCAGUAUCCACCCCCAUCCCACCCCCUCGCUCUCCCUCUCUCAGCUGUGUGUACGAGUACCUGCCAUGCGUGCGUGUGUGAGUGGGCGCGUGAGUGUGCCAUGCCGUUGGUUGUCCUAUGCGGAUUUCACAGUUGCUGCCCGCCUCGUGUCUCGCAACUUCACCCGAAAAGGAACAGACUACGAGUCCCUUCGGAAUUCCACUGCCGUUCCACGCACGGGGCUGAAGCAUGGCAUUCUGCUUGUCUGGCCUCAUUCGGGAAUAGCCUACCGAUAGCUCCCUUACUCGCUGCAUCUCUGUGCUACGGUUCAGUGCUGCUGAUACCGGUGGUUUAGUACUGCUGGGGGAAUACCGACACUGCAGAGAGAGGGAAGGAGCGGAGAGGAGGAUGGUGCCUGGUGUAGGAGGAGGGAGGUGAUCAUGGCAGAGUGGUGCCUCUGACCCCCUCUCCAAAGAGCGGAGACUCUACUGCCUCAACUACCUCCCUCCUCCUCCCUCUUAUCCCAAACCCCUUACCCCACCCCGUCUAACACUUACCUUACACCCCUAACGCCCCCCCCCCCCAACACGAGUCACCAUGACGACCUCAGCUUUGCGUCGCCAGGUGAAGAACAUCGUUCACAACUACUCUGAGGCAGAGAUCAAGGUGCGCGAGGCGACGUCCAACGACCCGUGGGGCCCCUCCUCCUCGCUGAUGUCAGAGAUCGCUGACCUCACCUUUAACGUGGUGGCGUUUGCUGAGGUCAUGGGCAUGGUCUGGAAACGCCUCAAUGACCACGGGAAGAACUGGAGACACGUCUACAAGGCCCUGACGCUGCUCGACUACUUGAUCAAGACCGGCUCAGAGAGAGUGGCUCAGCAGUGCCGCGAGAACGCAUUCACCAUACAGACGCUGCGUGACUUCCAGUACAUGGACCGUGAUGGCCGUGACCAGGGGGGCAACGUGAGGGAGAAGGCCCGCCAGCUGGUGUCUCUUCUCAGGGACGAGGAACGGCUCAGACAGGAGAGGAGCCAGGCAUUGACGACUAAAGAACGCAUGACGGCUGGAACGGGGACGGGGGGCGGAGGAGGAGGGACGGGGGCGGAGGAGGAGGGACGGGGAGGAGGAGGGACGGGGGGAGGAGGAGGAGGGACGGGAGGCGGAGGAGGAGGGACGGGGGGAGGAGGAGGGACCGGACAUGGAGUGGUACCGCCAGCGUACCAACCAGGGCGAAGGACCAGCCAGCCAAAUGUGGCAGCUGUCUAUGGGGAAGAGUUCAUCCGCUCCCGGGGCUCGCCCUCCUCCUUUAACUCCUCUUCAUCCUCUCCUCGUGAAGCGUCUGAUCUAGAACAGGCCCGCCCCCAGACCAGCGGAGAGGAGGAGCUACAGUUACAGCUGGCCCUGGCCAUGAGCAGAGAGGAGAGCGAGAAGCUGGCCCCGCCUCCUCCCAUUGCUAUGGAGACAGAUGACACACAGCUACAGAUAGCUCUGAGCCUUAGCAAAGAGGAGCACGAGCAGUGUCUCCAUGGUAACUGUGUUGAUGAUGUCACCAUGCCGCCUCUGCAGGACCAGCGUUGUCUCCAAGGAGAUGAGUCGUUUCUGCAGAGAGUCCUGGAUGAGAGCAGGAGGGCCAGUCACACAGGGGAGUCCGCCAUGUUGGAUCUGGUGGAUAUCUUUGGCCCCUCUGAGGCUCCGCCCCCAGCUGACGACCUCUGGAACGCCCAGCCUGCUGUGACCUCUGACCCCUGGGACUCUGUGGCGCUCCACUCCAACGCUCCUGUGAUUGGUAGUCCCUGGGCGACCCGGCCCUCCUCCAGCAGCCCAACCAAUCCCUGGGCGUCGUCACGCUCUCCCACCUGGGAAGCUCCGCCCACAUCAUCCAGCCCUGUCAUUCAAGGCUGGGAGAGCCCGCCCCCUCUUACAGGGGACGGUACUGAUAGGACGGAUCCCUUCUCUGUCAGGGAGGAGGAGGAGUGCAAAGGAGAGGAAGGACCACCUCAACCUGGCAGUCCUACUGGCCCAGACCUGUUUGGGGAGCGUGUUCUGUCCCCCGAGGUGAACGGGCGAGGGGGGGGCAGUCCAGAGAUGUUUGACCUGUCCCGUCUCGCGGCCCCCAAGGGCUCCGCGGCCCCCCGGAUGUGUCGCACCCCAGAAGCCUUCCUGGGACCUACGGGGGCGUCGCUCGUCAACCUGGACGCACUCAUCCCCCAUAAUCCUCCUAGCAGGACCCACAACAACCCCUUCCUCUUAGGUCUGAGUGUUCCCUCUCCCACCAACCCAUUCCACUGUGACCAGCCCCGUCUCACACUGAACCAGAUGCUUCGUCCCUGUUCCACCUCCCCACUCCCCCCUCACACCCUCCCCUACAGCCCCUCUCUCCCCCUCCCUCUCCCACACCACACCCAGCCCUCCCCCGGCCUCCUGGACCUCCCCUCUAACCUGCCCCAUCCCCUCCUCCCCCUCUCCCCCGCCCCGGCCCACCGCGUCCCACCCCAGUCUCACACACACAGCCACAACCCCUUCCUCUGA
Salmo salar (Atlantic salmon) is the source of this 2596-nucleotide messenger RNA. NCBI's taxonomy places the organism in Eukaryota, Metazoa, Chordata, Actinopteri, Salmoniformes, Salmonidae. The record is from RefSeq and is a predicted model, not a curated record.